This is a messenger RNA of Dicentrarchus labrax (European seabass), 7124 nucleotides long. RefSeq names its product protein kinase C epsilon type. NCBI's taxonomy places the organism in Eukaryota, Metazoa, Chordata, Actinopteri, Moronidae. The transcript is spliced from 15 exons. Gene Ontology annotation, biological process: protein phosphorylation. Bases 840 to 3155 code for a protein of 771 amino acids. Gene Ontology annotation, molecular function: diacylglycerol-dependent serine/threonine kinase activity; ATP binding. The record is from RefSeq and is a predicted model, not a curated record.
CCAGGCUCCGAGAAAUCUGACGUGUUUUUCGCAUUUCCUGCACCAGAGAGAGACGGAGACAGAGAGCAGUGUCGGGGGGAGGCAGCCAGAGGUAUGUGCACGGGAAGUUAAGAUCAACAGCAGUGGCUGAAAGCAGGCCGUGCACCGAGCAGCUGGAACCCCUAUAUACUACCUUACCUACCGCCUCAAUCUGCCCCCCCCCCGCCCCCUCACCCUCACCCAUCCCCGACCCUGCUGCGGUGGUUACCAGCCGCCGACUGGUCGCAGCGGUCCGGCUCGAACAUCCCCGAUGCGCCGCGGCGGCAGCCAGCAGGCGUCUGGAGCCUCCCACCCGCCACACGGUGCACUGCAACACGGGCUUGUGCUUUCAGGGCGCCCCGCAACAGCCAACGGAGUUUAUUAAUACCUCGAAGGUAAAACACAUGACAGACCGACUCACAUCUGGGGCCUUUGCUCGCAUGUUUGUCGCCAAGUCUCGCCUGUUGGUAGCUAUUCAUGUUUCUUCCGUGCACUUCUAAGGAAAGCUUCCCCGGGUUAACACUCGCCUCUCUGCGGCUGCAGUUGGGGUUUUUGGGGACAUUUGUAGAAUAUUCGACAAGUGUGUACGUUUUCAGGCAAACCCAAUACAGACAGAGGCUUCGUAGUUGGCGUUUCCUCCGUCAUAUUCAACUGGAAGGAAUUACAGUGUCUGCCUGGAGGACCACCGGUUGAACAGAGCCGUUAUUCAAGCCGUUACAGGAGUACAUUGUUUUGAAGUGGUUCGGGGGGAAAGGUGGGGUGGUUUCAUUGCCACCACGUCACACAGUUCGAGCACCAAGCGUUGGGACCUCUCCUCCACCAUGGUGAUCUUCAACGGGCAGCUGAGGAUCAAGAUCUGCGAGGCUCUGGAGCUCAAACCCACGGCUUGGUCCCUGCGUCACGCCGUCGGCCCCAAGACGCAGACCUUCCUCCUGGACACGUACAUCGCCCUGAACGUGGACGACUCCCGUGUGGGCCAGACCUCCACCAAGCAGAAGACCAACAGCCCCACGUGGAACGAUGAGUUCACCACGGAGGUCCACGACGGCCGCAGGAUCGAGCUGUCCGUCUUCCACGACGCGCCCAUCGGCUACGACGACUUCGUGGCCAACUGCAUCAUCCAGUUCGAGGACAUCCUGCACAACGGCUGCAAGCACUUCGAGGACUGGAUUGACCUGGAGCCAGAGGGGAAGGUGUAUGUUGUUAUUGACCUAUCAGGAUCUUCCAGUGAAGCUGCGCCGUGCUCCACCGAGAAUGAGGAGCGUGUGUUUCGGCAGCGGAUGCGUCCUAGGAAGCGCCAGGGUGCCGUCCGUCGGAGGGUCCACCAGGUCAAUGGACACAAGUUCAUGGCCACCUACCUGAGACAGCCCACCUACUGCUCCCACUGUAGGGACUUCAUCUGGGGCGUCUUAGGAAAGCAGGGCUACCAGUGUCAAGUGUGCACCUGUGUUGUCCACAAGCGCUGUCAUGAGCUGAUCAUUACCAAGUGUGCAGGGAUGAAGAAGCAGGAGGACACAGUUGGAGAGCCAGUCGGUUCUCAGAGGUUCAGUGUCAAUGUGCCGCACAAGUUCAGCAUCCACAACUUCAAAGUUCUCACCUUCUGCGACCACUGUGGGUCCCUGCUCUGGGGUCUGCUACGACAGGGACUCCAGUGUAAAGUGUGUAAAGUGAAUGUACACAGACGCUGUGAAAGUAACGUAGCUCCUAACUGUGGCGUGGACGCCAGAGGAAUCGCUAAAGUCCUCUCUGACCUCGGAGUCACACCAGACAAGAUCUUUAACAGCGCCCAGAGACGGAAAAAGCUUCCACAGGGUCAGGACCCCCAGCCGCCGUUAUCAGGGACGCCUAAGGCAGAAGACGAUCGCUCAAAGUCCGCCCCCACCUCACCAUGUGACCAAGAUGCGAAGGAGCUGGAGAACAUCCGGAAGGUUCUGUCGUUUGACCACCGCGGGGAGGAGCACAAAACACAACCCCUCUCCUCCGCCUCGUCUGUUUCUACGGUAACGGGAGACAGUCAGGAAGGUGUUGAAGGAGGAGGAGGUGAUGAUGGGGGCAGCGUCGGAGUGGAGGUUAAAGGAAACCGGGAGAACGGGGAGGUCAAAGGUCACGUCGCUCCUGAAAUAAAGAGGAUGAACCUGCAAGACUUUUUGUUCAUCAAAGUUCUGGGGAAAGGAAGCUUCGGAAAGGUGAUGCUGGCGGAGCUGAAAGGCACCGAUGAGGUUUACGCAGUCAAAGUGCUGAAGAAAGACGUGAUCCUGCAGGAUGACGAUGUGGACUGCACUCUGACUGAGAAACGGAUCCUGGCCCUGGCCAGAAAACACCCCUACCUGACACAGCUCUUCUGCUGCUUCCAGACUAAAGACCGGUUGUUCUUCGUGAUGGAGUACGUCAACGGAGGCGACCUGAUGUUUCAGAUACAGCGGUCGCGGAAGUUCGACGAGGCGCGAUCCCGUUUUUACGCGGCUGAGGUCACGUCUGCUUUGAUGUUCCUGCACCGACAUGGCGUCAUAUACAGAGACUUGAAACUGGACAACAUACUGUUGGAUGCGGAGGGUCACUGUAAGCUGGCAGACUUUGGGAUGUGCAAGGAGGGAAUCCUCAAUGGAGUCACCACCACCACCUUCUGUGGGACGCCAGAUUAUAUCGCACCAGAGAUCCUUCAAGAGUUGGAUUAUGGCCCGUCAGUGGACUGGUGGGCUCUGGGGGUGCUGAUGUAUGAGAUGAUGGCAGGCCAGCCACCAUUUGAAGCCGAUAACGAAGAUGACCUGUUUGAGUCCAUCCUCCAUGACGAUGUCCUCUACCCCGUCUGGCUCAGCAAGGAGGCUGUGUCCAUUCUUAAAGCGUUCAUGACUAAGAGUCCUAACAAGCGUCUGGGCUGUGUGGUGGCUCAGGGUCUGGAGGAGGCCAUUAAGCUCCAUCCCUUCUUCAGAGAGAUCGACUGGACACUGCUGGAGCAGAGGAAGAUCAGACCGCCAUUCAAACCACGCAUCAAAACCAAAAGGGAUGUGAAUAACUUUGAUCAGGACUUCACACGUGAAGAACCAGUCCUGACGCCGGUGGACAACAGCAUCAUCAAGCAGAUCAACCAAGAUGAGUUUAAAGGAUUCUCCUACUUUGGAGACGAGACAGUAGCCUAAACACAUGCUGACACACAAACGAUUACCAACAUACGUACACACCACCACCACCCCCCACCACCACCACACCUAAAACAUCUAAAACAUCUUCAAGCAAAGACACAGUAUUUAAAGAAACACAGCCUCUGGAAUAAGACCUCCUGAACUUUUCCAGAUUCUGACCACUCCAGGAAUUAUACUAGACCAUCCAUAUCUCUCUUUAUGGUUUCUGUGCCCUUGAUGUUUGUUCAUUUGUGCAUAUCCCAUCAAACUAUAUGCUCAAGCAGCAUGUAAGUGCAGGUCAGAUACUGUAAGAAAUGACCCAAUGCUCCUUCACUUGGUCUGCAUGUAUUUCUGAUGCAGGCAAAGCAGAAGACAAAACCAGACUGGUGUUAUGAGGUAGAUACAUGGGUAAUGUCAUGGGCUGUUGGUGUGUGUGUGUGUGUGUGUGAGAGAGAGAGAGAGAGAGAGAGAGAGAGAGAGAGAGAGAAAAAAAGAUAGUGUGUAUAAGUAUGCAUGCAUGCAUAGUUGCAUACCUCUAGAAAGUCAUUUCUGUACAUGAUGUGCUGUAUCCUGUGUCUAUCUAUGUGUUAAAAGAAUGUUUUUUGUUCCCUAACCAUGUAUGUGAAUGGAGAAAAAAAUAAUUGAACCAAUGAUUGUAUUUAAAGAAAAAAAAAGGUCUUGAAAAGUACUUUAUUCAUUAUGAAAAGAGAUGUCAAAAGGAGAUGCAAGAAAUCAAAGAUUUUAUCCUGAUGAAAUUAUGGUGAAAUUAGACGUUUUGUCAGUGCUUUAUCGUAAAUUUAGGAGGCAAAUUGGCAAAUUAAAUGUUAACUUUUGAAGAUAAAUCACAAAAGCAAAAUGUCCAUUUAGUUUUAUCUCAGCAGUUAUUUUCUUAUCAUAAAGAGAUGGUUGCGCUGUUUUUCCCUUCACUCUCCAUAUUUUAGCUUGUUAGUACAUCAGUGUUCCCGUCGUUCAUUAAAAAACAAAUGGUACCAUUAACCACCAGCUAGCACACCUACAGUAGCUUACCACUGGGAGUGUCCAUUGCUGUAGUGAGGUAUGCUUACAGUGCUAACAAGCUGUUUUCCAUAUAACUUGACAUUUGACAUUGAGACAGUUGUCCAGUGAAGCCAGAUAAUGAGCUGAAAUCUAAAAUAUCAAGUGAGUUCUUUAAAGAGACAGGUUGUUUUACGUCUAAGGUUUAAGUCCUUGUCACUGUUAAACUCUCACUGCAACUGCUGGAGCAAAAUCUUUCUAGGUCAACUCCUUAAAUCCCUUCAUGACCACUUGAUCAUUGAAAUGCCGUGUGUGUUUGUGUGUGUGUACAGUCACUGUAAUUGGUUGCUGUAUUUGACCUACAGUCUCUGACAUGACAAACCCCUUGAUUCCACAUGACAGUCAUGGAUCGUACACAGAGGUGAAUGUGUUAGCACAUGUGACUGAAUGUGUUCAAAUGAAUGUAUUUGCUCUGCGGUGUGUGCGUGUGAGAGUGUGUGUGUGUACAUACGUGGAGAGCCCUCUUCGUGUUGGUCAUCAUGUUAUAUUUUUUAUUUAAAACAGAUUUUUGUCUUUGUUGUUGUUGUGUUAUUUUUACUGGAUCGGCUUGCUGACAUGUUAGAAAUCUUAAGAUUUCAUGUGCUGCAGUGAGACUCAUCUGGUCAGAAACUGUCGUACUUCAGACCCUCCUCCACCUCUUUCUGCAGCCUGGACAUGGAGGUCAAAUAAGCUUUAAAUAAUCAAACAGGCCACAGAGGAAACUCCAGAGGUGUUGAUCCAUGUCGCAGGUCAGGUUUAUGACUUUAUAGUGAACUGAAAAGAAUCCAAACAUCUUUAAAACACUCCAUGUGCAAUACUAGAUUUUUUUCCCCAUUUUCAUCCUCUCUUUCUUCCUUUUUUUCUUAUUUCCUUCCACUUUCUUUUCUCCUUCAUCCACAGACACAUGUUCAGGUACAAAGAAGGCUACAGUACAGUUAGUUUUAGGACACAUAGAAGUGAGAAUGUUUUUACCCACACACAUAUUUACAUCAAGUCCAUUUAGUCAACACUGAAUUCAAUCAGUUCCAGUUCCCUGUGUUCCCUAUUACAUUCAGUUGUCGUGCAUUAGUGAAUACUUUUUGGAAAACAUAAUGUUGACUAGAACAUUUACAGCGAGGGCAGUGUGACAUUUAUUAGAUACAUUUUAAAGGAAGAAAAGGGUGCAGCAUCUGAGACGCAUGCUUGUAUGUCACAUGGAUAGUGCCUUUCUCCUGAUUGCAUGUGCUGCACAUUUGAUCACACAUGGGUAGGAGACAUGAUGGGUGUGUGUCAUUGCACAUAUUUUAAGAGCAGAUUGUGAAUAGGGUUUAUUAUUCUCAUUUGAACUGAUAACAGACCAAGAGUAAAUGCUGCACAAAAGGAAGCUGCACAAGUUUUUGACUAAUAAUAAACAAAUUUAAACAAAUAUACAGCAACACCAAUAUUACAGGUUGGUAUAAUCCUAAUAUGUACUGUGUGUUCAGUGCAGAAGUUUAUUACAUGUUUAGCAUAAAUCAGGUGCUUAUAACAUGCAAACUGCGUGCUUACAUUGAAGGGAAUGUGCACGACUAGUGUUGUCCAGGCCCACAUCCUUUCUCAUACAAGUUUUUAGCAUUUAAAUUUCUUUAGUUGACCUUGACCACGAUGUUUUCAGGACCAUAACUAAAUUGUGACCAUACUGUAGCUGUAGUAACACGUUGAAGGAUAAAACAGUCUUUAAACUGACACAGUUCUACUGUCUGAAUGUUAUGUGUGAUAUGUUACAAACAUUGUGGCACAAACUUUUAAGGAAAAAGGCAUUGCACUCAAGAUACAUUUUUGUAACUAAGUACAUUUACUCAAGUGCUGUGCUUACGUAGAAAUGUGUUUUUACUUUCCUGCAUUGAGUAUGUUUUACUUUUAAUACUUAAAGUACAUUUUCCUGAUUAUACUUACAUACUUUUACUGAAGCAACAUUUGCAAUGCAGGACUUUUACUUGCAACAGAGCAUUUCUACAGCAUGGUAUUAUUACUUUUACGUAGUAUCUGAAUACUUCCUCCACCACUUCUAAAUACAUAUGAAUGUAAUAUGUACAAGAUUUUUUUGAGGGGCAGGAGUGUCAACAAAUGAGCAUUUGAAAUACGUUACCUGUCCUGUUAUUAGUCAAGAGUAGAGUUAGGAGUUACCUGCCAGAAACCCAAACUAGGACAAACAUUCAGCACUGUACAUGGAGCAGUGAAAACAUCAGAAGUGUUGCAACAGCAGUAGUAGAAGAUGUAUUAGAUACAGGAGCUGUUGGAAGACACUCAUACUAAAACACACAUACACACAAGUUUGGAUAGCAAAUAUUUAAGACUGUCUAAACAGUUCUACUGGCAACCAACUUCCAAAACUACCAUGUUUAUGCUGUCCAUCAUUUAAAGUCUCUUUCUCUUCUCUUCAGUUUUGUGUCUCCUGUCGCAUCUUUGUUUAGUCUUUAAUUUAAAAAUGUCAAACUGUUUGUCCCACCAAGACCCAAAAAGGAAGUUCUCUUCCAGAAGCCCUCCACGCUAAAUGCCAAAAUGCUAUUUCCAAAUUUUCCACUCAGUACUUUAAUGUUUGUUGCAGAGGAAAAAGAAAAUAUGCUUCAUUCAAGUGAGUGAAUCAAGUUGAAGUGAAAGUCAACACACAGUGGCAUGAGGUUGAUUUCAAACAAUGGAAACAGUAUUAUGAUUUUACUCACAGAGUCAGACAUUCAUCUUCCUCGGGUCAUAUGCAGAGUGUUACUGUAUGUACAUGUUUUUGGGUUGUUGUUUAUUUGCAGUCCCUGUAUUUGUGAAGCUUUAUAUGUACAUUUUGUUAUCUGACCUGUGCGUUUGUUCCUUUAUGGAUUCUCUUCAUUUGUGUUGAUAUUUUUUCCUUUUGCGCUGUGUGCCAAAUGUACUGUAUUUUAAAAGGAUGUGAAGGUGUAUUUUAAUUUUUGAAACAAAUUAAAUAUCAUGAUGUCAGAAAAAAAA